Priapulus caudatus is the source of this 5317-nucleotide messenger RNA. RefSeq lists its product as uncharacterized. Gene Ontology annotation, biological process: protein polyubiquitination; positive regulation of proteasomal ubiquitin-dependent protein catabolic process; ubiquitin-dependent protein catabolic process. Lineage: Eukaryota; Metazoa; Priapulida; Priapulimorpha; Priapulimorphida; Priapulidae. Bases 129 to 4787 code for a protein of 1552 amino acids. The transcript is spliced from 24 exons. Gene Ontology annotation, molecular function: zinc ion binding; ubiquitin conjugating enzyme binding; ubiquitin protein ligase activity. Gene Ontology annotation, cellular component: cytoplasm; ubiquitin ligase complex. The record is from RefSeq and is a predicted model, not a curated record.
CAUGACUGAAAACAUGGAUGGCGUUUGAAUGAGUUACGUCAAAUGCGUUACACAUAACUUUUCAUCGUAAGUGCCGACAUGCCAGACUAGAAGUGCUGUUCACAGUAGUGGACUGCCAGCAACUUGGAAUGGGAUCUGCCUCGUCCAAAUUUCGCAAGCACCUCCAGAAUGGCGAUGAAUAUGCAGCGAUGCAGUUGUACAACAGCAGCCCAGAGCUGCGAAAGUCACUGGAUCCCAACAUGUCCUAUGGCGAUGCAUACCACCAAAACACACCGUUGCACUACGUAUCACAGCAUGCUAUGAAAAGCCUCUUACGGAUUUUCAUGCUGGAGCUUAGUGGAAAUCCAAAUAAGAAGAACAUUCACAAUCAGACAGCGCUGCAUUGUGUGUGCUCCUGCCCAACGGGAAAGCUACACGGCCCAUCACGGGCCAGGCGCGCUGACUGCCUCACUCUCAUCAUACAUUGGCGAGGCCCUCAGCUCGAGAAUGGGGAACUUGAGAGAGUAAAGCCUGACAUGGUAGAUGAUAAAUGCUCAACUGCAAUGCAUUAUGGAGCAAAGAAUGGUCUAAGGAGGUGCGUUGAGCUUCUUGUGGCUGCGGGUGCAUCGGUGUUUAUUGAGAACAAGAACAAGGAGACACCAUGUGACUGUGCAGAGAAGGCAGGAUACAGCGAACUCGCUGUCUAUCUUGAGUCGAAGAUGGUCUUCUCUAAUGAUAGCAGCUGUGAUGUGAAUGAAGCAGACAUAACCGUGAUUGACACACAGGAGCCAUACAGUGGCCUGCGAUCCCAGGACCUGCAGGAGGCAAAGGACCAGCUGCUUGUGGAGACAUCAGACAUGCUGCGCGUGCCGCUAUUCACCGCUGAAGCCCUUCUACGCAACUAUGAGUGGUCACGGGAGACGCUGCUAGAGGCAUGGAUGGAGAAUCCGAUCGCCUGCUGUGAGAAGUGCGGUGUGCAGCCACCAGGUGGCUUAGUCGUUGAAGCCCAAAAAAGGCAAGAGCAGCAGCAUGGCGCCGUGGCAAAAGUCACGACGCAGGACGACCACGAGCAACAGAUGUCACCAAUCAGGGAAAGCAGUUCACAGAGUGACAAGCCAGAGUGCUCCUGGUCGGGCAUGGGCAUCGUUAACCAGGAUGCGAAGAUACGGGAAGCUGAGGAAGAGGAGGAGCAUCCACUGAACACACCCACCAGGAAGACUGCCAUUAGGCAUGACACAGUGUGUGACAUAUGUGCACUACCAUUCCCUGUGUUCGAGCAGCCUGUGCCUGUUGCCUGUGACCACCACUUUUGCAGGGGAUGUUGGGAGAGUUACUUGAAGAUCAAGAUUCAAGAUGGAAAUGUUCACAGCAUCCUAUGUCCAGCCUUUCAGUGUCAGAAGCUUGUACCAGUAGAGGUUAUUGAACGAUUGGUCCCCAGAGAUGUUGCACUGAAAUAUUUGCAGUUUGACAUACAGGCUUUUGUUGAGAGUAAUCCAACGAUAAAGUGGUGCCCCCAUCCGGGCUGUGGGCGGGCCGUCAGGCUGCCAGAGAACGAUGGAUCAGGGUCACCUGCUACUGUGCAGCCUGGGGUGAAACCCCCUCCCACAUCUCAUGCAGUCGAUUGUGGAGUUGGACAUUUCUUCUGCUGGGAGUGCCUGGGAGAGGCACACGAACCCUGCAGCUGUCAGGACUGGGUCGACUGGUUCCAGAAGAUAUCUGACGUGAAGCCAGAGUCACUGGGAGGUACAACUGAGGAGACGGAGCAGGCAGCUAACUGCCUGUGGCUGGUCACCAACUCAAAGUCUUGUCCCAACUGCAAGUCACCGAUCCAGAAGAAUGAAGGAUGCAACCAUAUGAAGUGCUCCAAGUGCAAGCACGACUUCUGCUGGGUGUGUCUGGAGACGUGGAAGAAACACAGCUCAGCGACCGGCGGGUACUUCCGCUGCAACCGAUACGAAGCGAUCAAGAAAGCUGAUGAGAAGACCGACUGUCUCAAAUCAGAGGUGGAAGAACAGAGCCGUAGACUACAGGAGUUGAAUCGUUUCAUGCACUACUACACGCGAUUUAAGAACCACGAGCAAAGCCAUCAGUUGGAAGAGCCACUGCUCAACUCUGCCAAGCGAAAGAUGUGCAUCCUUGCCAGUGCAAUACAGGAUGAAGCCGGAUCAAGUCAGGUGGACACCAAGUUCAUUGAGGAUGCGAUUCAGGAACUGCUGAAGGCUCGGCGUGUGCUGCGCGCCUCAUACGUCUAUGGAUACUACCUAGAGGACCAUGGCUACAACAAGACCAUCUUUGAGUUCAUGCAGACGGAGCUGGAGGAGGUGAUGGAGAGUCUGUCGCAGAUGAUCGCGCGGCCAUAUCUGCGCACGCCGCGCUACAAGAUUGUGCAGACAGCACAGCUGGUCAAGCGCAAGCGCCAUGAAUUUGUGCUCUCCGUAUCGAAGGGCCUCAUCCCACCAGAGACGCCGCCCGCAUUGCGCAGGUUCCGCCGCCGUCACUUCCCCAACCUACUCGACAUGGACCUGGAUGAUAAGGAUUUCCGCAAAGCGAUCACGGCCUCGCUGAAAGACAUCGACCCCAACGACCCGUGGGUCAAGGACAGCUCAGGUCGGCACACGAACCUUGCUGCGCUCUAUGACUGGCCGGACUAUGACUCGGACGAGAAUGACGUCACGAUCGCACAGAAUGCGUCCGUGUUUGGUGUGUGCGCGAGGCAGGGAUGCACGCGUCCCCGCGCACAGAACCCGCGUACGGGGGCCGUGCAUGACCACUGCAGCCUGCGUUGCAGCCGCACAGAUAAGCUAGGCAAGCCAGACGAGGAGACGGCGUCACCGCCAGCCUUCGUCACCGACUAUCACAUGGAGCUGAUGCUUGCGCUCGAGAUGUCUCGCUUGCAGCUCAUGCAGGACAUGGGCAGCAGCACGCAGUUGCACGUCAGCGGCGGCCCCAGCCACAGCAAUCUGCAAGCAGAGGGCACUCCGCUCAACAACGCCCCCAGCCAACAGCAGCAGACGACAGUGAAGGCUAAUUCAGUAGGCACGAGUUCAGACAUGCUGUCGAGUUCACCGCUAGAUCCCAGGAGCCUGCGAGAAGUCCUCAAUGUGUCGAGGCUUGUUCCCCCAGAAAACGCGGACGACGACCCAAACCUGCGCAUCGCCAUUGAGCUAUCAUUACAGGACUCCAACUCCCCGAUCCAUCUGUCAUCCCUCCCCGCCGCCACCACUGCCGCAGCAUCCGCCAACACUGACGCCGCUGACCAGAAUGAGGAACCCUCACUACCGCCAGAGGGCGCCCAGAACAACGAUGCCGCCGCUGCACCCGACACUUUGCCGACACUCGCAUUCAGCGACACGGACGGUCGUGCAUGCGACACGUGGGUAGAGGGCGCUGCUGGCGGCGGCGACGGCGACGAGCUGCCGGAUACACUCGUGCUGCCGCAAGUGAAGCUCGAGAGUCUCUUCCUCAAGGAUCUGGAAGACAAGCAGCUGGACUACAGCAACAACCUGCGCACGAAGAGCCCCAAGGAGGACCUGAAGACGGCGAAGCAGCUGUUCAAGUUCGACAGCUCGCUCGAUGAGACGUCGGAGAGCAUCCUGCGUAACAUCAACCGCAAGAUCAUCACAGACGUGUCAAAGGUCGCUGAAGUCGACGCCGAGGUCGAGGCGGAGGAGCGCAACAUGGCGGCGAAUUUCGACAUUGCUAAGUUUCCGCGCACGCAGACGGCGCCCUGCUCGCUCGAGCGGUCCGCCGAGGGGGAUGCGGUUGCCGCGGGCAACGCAGCCACCGUCAUCGCCGCGGCGACGCGGCGGUCUGGGUACGCCGCCACUAAGGGUAUCGCGAUCUCGCAUAACAAUCUUAGCGAGGAUGGCGAGGAGUCGCUAGUGGGCGCUGUUGGUGGGUGCGAGCGUCGCACAGUCAGCGAGGGAAUGGAGGAGACGGCGGCGCACGGCCGCUACGUGCCGCGCCGCCAGACCUCGUAUGACUCACCGCUCUCGUGCUCGCCCGAACUUGCCGGCUUCAACGCCACGACCCCACAUAACAUCGUGCAUGGCCUCACUGGCUUUGACGCGCGGCCCCUCGGCAGCGGCGCGGCGUGGGCGGAGUCGGGGGACAAGGCGCGGGCAGCCGCAUUCGUGCGCGGCGGCCCCUCGAGCAGCGCGUCGAUGGGCUGCGUGCACCACGUCGGCUCCCCGCUCGGCUUCCGCCCACUCGUCGCGACGUCGUCGUCGUCGGGAAACCUCGCCGGCGUCCCCGCGGCGGGCGACGUCGCGUUCCCGGACGAGAUUCCCGUCACGGAGAAGUUCCGCGCGAUCCAGGCAAUGCCAAAGAUUGAGAAGAAGUCGCGGGCGGAGUCUCCGCUCGGCGCCAUGUUUCGGCGGUCGAGCUCGCGUCGGCGCGGCAAGAACCCGGAUGCUUUCCUCUCUGGAAAGUCGCAGAGCCCUGUGCCGGCGGAUUUCAACAACCGCACGUCGAGCAGCAGUGCAGGGGGCGCUGGCGGCAGCGGCAGCGGUAACACGACGCCAGCCGACUGCAAGCAUCCGGUGAUCUGGAUGAAGCGCGAAAAUAAGGAGCGGGAGAGAAGCCAGAUAGACAAGCGACAGCUGGAGAGGUCGCACUCAGAGGAGGGCACGGCCUCAUGCAGGAUUACCUCACCGCCCUCUAGUGGCAAGGGCUACCUUCUGCGUACGUACUCGCAGCGCUCGAAGAAGGACCGGAAGUUUGGCCGAGUCAGCCGCGACCAAGACAAGAAGUCUGACAAGGAGGACAAGCGCAAGAAAAAGCUGAAGAAGCUGGCUCUGGCUUCGUGAAUGCGCGUGAAGGAUGGUGAUGUAUGCAGACACAUGGUUGGGUCUCAGAUCACAGGAGCAGUACAGUGCCACCUUUAUCAUACCAAGUAGCAGAACCACAUAACAGCAAGGACGUUUGUGUACUAAUGCGUCAGGGAAAGUAGAAGGGAAUGGGAGUGGGAAGUAAAUGGUAAUGCAGUAAGGUAGAAGCCCCACAGUGUGUCAUGUUUCUCCCGAAUGUGGCUACAUGAAUUGGCAGGUUCGCAGCCUGGUGGUGUUGGGAUAGGAUGGGAUCGGUAAUAGAAGCAUCGGUGUUAGCUGCGUAUGCUGGCUGCGACCGAGCAUUAGAAACUACUGCCUCCUGUCAUCGGAGUAUUAACUCAUGUUACCAGGUAUUUUUGUGAACCUGCCUCAUCUGGUACCAGGGGUUACACAUGCCGUAUCAUGGAAGCAUUCGUUACUUGUUAGCUCUGUUGCAUUCCUGUCGGUUCCCUCUAGAGCUUGCAGGGUGGGUAUAUGUCUGUGAAGCCCUGCUGAGAGCUUGCAGGGAU